AACAUAAAUUCUCUACAAUAAAUCGUGCAGUCUUUGUCACAACAUCCACCUUCCAGAUACUGCGAGCAUGCUAACGGAGCCCAGCUAAUGUUAUGGCGUUAUGACCGACAGCUUUUCUUCAUAAUGUCUGAGCUUUUUAUGGAGUGUGUUGAGGAGGAGCUGGAGCCGUGGCAGAAACAAGUUCCAGAAGUUCACUUGAUUGAUGAUGAUGAUGAUGAACCCAUCUUCGUUGGAGUGCUCUCUAAUAACCAAAAGGAUGAGAAGCUUAAGCCUCCACCUCCUCAGAGGAACAUAGCAGCAAAACAAGAAAUAAAGCGUCCUGCUGCUCUGCCUGUUGUGGGUUCUUCACCAGUAAUACUGCCAUUAACUGUGGCUGGAAAUGCUGCAGCACCUAGUGUGACAGCAGUGACUCCACAGCCUGUUAUCAUCAAUAACCAGGGCUUUAUUGUCACCUCUCCGCAAUUAGCAAACAGCAGUGAGUUUAUUGCCUCCCUUGGGACGCAUUACCCUCCAGGGACAUCAUUUACAAUUGUCCCAGCUGGUCAGCAACAGCUUUUUCAGCAGGGCAGUCCAGGCACGGUAAUACCUGGUGCUGUCCACAGGCCUCAGGUGCAACAAAUAAGCAACAACAUUGUGACACUGUCUAAUGUCCAGAGCCCUGCUGUAUAUUCAACACAGUCCAACCAGCCCAAAUCACACCCUCUUCAGACCUUCCCUGUGCCUGUAAAGGCCAUUAGCAAUAACAAAGUUGAAAGCUCAGUCAAACGAGACAUACCAACACAGCAAACAGACAGCUUAGCAAAAAGAGCAAAGAUUGAUUUAGGGCCACCAAAAGUAACCGCCAGAGAGGAAAAUGGGAUCUUAAAGCAAAAGUGCCCAAAAUGUCAAGAAGAGUUUAUACAGGACACCCUGAAAUUUCAUUUGAUGGCUUGUCGUAAGAAUGUAAAAGGCACAGCUGCAUCAACUAUGACCAUUAGUGCAAACAAGCGCAUCAUGCUGGUCUCAGAUUUUUACUACGGCCGCUUUGAAGGAGAUGGGAAAAAGCAAGAGGGGCAGAAGACCAACAAUACUUUCAAGUGCCAAAGCUGUUUAAAGGUUCUCAAGAACAAUAUCAGGUUCAUGAACCACAUGAAACACCAUCUGGAGCUAGAAAAGCAGAACAGUGAGAGCUGGGAAAGCCACACAACCUGUCAGCAUUGCUACCGACAGUACAUGACUCCGUUCCAGCUGCAGUGCCACAUCGAGAGUGCUCACAGCCCCAUUGAAUCCUCAACCAAUUGCAAGAUAUGCGAGCUGGCAUUUGAGUCGGAGCAAGUGCUGCUUGAACACAUGAAGGACAACCACAAGCCUGGGGAAAUGCCUUAUGUCUGCCAGGUGUGCAAUUACAGGUCCUCCUUCUUCUCAGACGUGGAGACACAUUUUCGAAGUGUUCAUGAAAACACAAAAGACCUGCUGUGUCCCUUCUGUCUCAAAGUUCUUAAAAGUAGUCACAUAUAUAUGCAACACUACAUGAAACACCAGAAAAAAGGGAUCAAUCGCUGUGGGAAAUGCAGAUUGAAUUUCCUCACCUACAAGGAGAAAGUGGAGCACAGGACUCAGGUCCACAAGACUUUCAGAAAACCUAAAGCCCUGGAGGGUCUUCCUCCAGGUACCAAGGUGACCAUUCGGGCCUCCCUCUCAGGAAAGAUGCCCGUCUCUCCUGAUCGACCUGGCGUUGUCAGUCCAGAACCACUACAAUUCAAUCAGCAAACCAAACCAGUCACUGUAUCUAAAUCUAAAUCAUAUGUAUCUGGAGCGGAAAAACCCAAGGCGACUCAGAGCAAGAAGAGAGAUGCUCGAACUGCUCGGCACAACCUGGCACUCAAAAACCUCAGACUCAGUGCAGGACGUUACACAUGCAUCGAGUGCAAUUCACAAGUUGACGACUUAUUUUCUCAUUUCCCAAUGGUUUCAAGUUGCGGUGCGUGCAAAUAUCGCACCAGUUGCAAAGUUUCCAUUAGUGAUCACAUGAUAAAAUUUCAUAGCACCAUCAACAGAGUCUUGAAAAGAGAUCAUAAGAGAAAUUCAUCUUCACUAAAAUUCACCCUGGUCUGUCUCAACUGUGACCUCCUCGUGGAUGCAUCAGGCGGUGACCUGAUGACUAAACAUUUAACUGAUAGGCCAAAUCACACAUGCAAAAUCAUUCAAGAUAAAGCAGAUGUGAAAGCCAAAGAUCGAGUACAAUUCAUCUUGACACAGCCAGCAAAAGUCUUGUACCUGGUGACAUCAGCACCUGCUCAAAGACCAAAGGAAAUGGAUUUGAAACUAGUUGAAAGUCUCACAUCUAGAAGUGUUUCCACUGAUGAAGCAGGAUCAGAGCCUAUGUUACUAGCAGCUGAUCAAGAGAAAUCUUCUGCAGAAGCCUCUUCUGAAGGAGAAUUAAAGCAGUCGUUGUUGCCUGCUUUAUCAUCGUCUUGUACAUCAGAUGGGGUUGUAGAUCUCUGUGAUGAGUCAGUGGUUACCUCAGAAGGCUCAGAUGUCAGAGAGCAGCUCCCUGUCUCAGCAAUUUUCCCGGAGAAUGAGACGGGGGAACAGCAAACUACGUCUGAAUGAACCUGUAAAUCAUCAAAAUGAUGCACAUGACAAACUGGAGGUUAAAUAACAGCUUCUUCAGCCAAACCUCAGCAUUUCGCUACAAAUCUCCUCAUGUUUGGCAAGUCCACUUCAACUACAGGUAUGUGCCAAAAGAUUAGAAUAUCG
Molecule: messenger RNA, 2739 nt
Organism: Monopterus albus (swamp eel)
Lineage: Eukaryota; Metazoa; Chordata; Actinopteri; Synbranchiformes; Synbranchidae
Gene: znf280d
Product: zinc finger protein 280D
Exons: 18
Coding region: 88-2592 (834 amino acids)
Biological process (GO): regulation of DNA-templated transcription
Molecular function (GO): RNA polymerase II cis-regulatory region sequence-specific DNA binding; DNA-binding transcription factor activity, RNA polymerase II-specific
Source: RefSeq, a predicted model, not a curated record